Molecule: messenger RNA, 376 nt
Organism: Sinocyclocheilus rhinocerous
Lineage: Eukaryota; Metazoa; Chordata; Actinopteri; Cypriniformes; Cyprinidae
Gene: mtbl
Product: metallothionein-B-like
Exons: 3
Coding region: 111-308 (65 amino acids)
Molecular function (GO): metal ion binding
Source: RefSeq, a predicted model, not a curated record
GUAUGACGUUCCCACGUGAUUGUGACGCACGAACGAGCGAUUACAUUUAUUUGUACCAGACAGAUUUUUCCACGAAAGCAUCAUACGUUCGUUGGAAUUAAGGUGCCAAAAUGGACCAGUGUGACUGUUCUAAAUCUGGAUCUUGUAACUGCGGGCAAAACUGCAAAUGCACCAACUGCAAGUGCGCCCAUAGCAAGAAAAGUUGCGGCAGUUGUCCAUCUGAAUGCAGUAAGGACAAGAAGGGCUGCGAGAGCGCGUGCAAGGACAAGGACAAGGAGAAGUCGUGCGACACACACUGCUGCAAAUGAAAGUCUGCGAUAUGUGCUGUGACACUGUGUUCCUUUAAUAAUAAAACAUACAAUUCUGUCGUGUACUC